AUGCAUACUUUUGAUAUGAUUCCUGAAGCAUCUUUGAAGAAUCCUGAAUUCUGCAGCAGCUACCUUUGGAAACUUGUGGACCAGAAAAUGGAGAAUCAAGAGAAGACCGCUCCUUUUAUAGCUGCCCCAAAUGAGAACAUCGCAAAGAGCAGCAGGAUACCCCGGGGGACUCCAGGGGCUGCGGCGGGACUAGGUCUGCGGAAAGCAGUCUUCCUCUCUGUCCUCUGCGCUCUGCGUGCUGCCCGGCCGCCUGCGGAGCCUGGGAGCCACAGCAGCCCAGGACAACCCGCGCGCGGGCGGAAGUGCCGGGCGUGGCCGCGAGGGGGCGCGCCGGCCUCGGGUACCGCGCCUCGCUCAGCCCGCGGGAAGCUGCCCCCCAACAGCUGUCUCGGGAAAGGGUGCCCCUGGGCCCGCCAGCUCGGUCCCCUGUCCCGAGAGCCGCGCAGCCCCUCGUCGCCCUUGGCUGCCCCUUCCCCGGGUGCCAAGGUUCGGAUCGUGCACAUCCCCCGCCCUCGGCCUCCGCAUCCCAGGGCCAAGGCGAACCCAGAAAGUGGCCUUGUUGGGGUCCGGAAGGGAGACAGAUCCGGGCAAGUAGACGAAGCGUGGAGGCAGCCGCUGACACCGAGUCCGCGGUCGUGGUGCUGCUGGCUUGGGAUGGGGCGCCCUUGGAUGGGGCGGCGGUGGUCAGGACCCAGAGGACACACUUGGAAUCCAGCCACCAGGUUGUACAGAAGCUCCAGAAUCCCCAAGGAGAAGAUAUGUGAGUGUUGUGAAAGACAGGUGAUGUUCAGCCACCAGACAAGAACCGCUAUCAGGCACGCAAGAGAGGCUUCAAGCAACAUAUCAAGUUCCUGCUGGUCAUCUCAAACACUUGUCAUCCACACAAGAAGAACAUGGCCUGGUAGUCACUUCUGUGCCAGCCUCAGUCCCAGAAUGAGGAUACAUCACAGCCCUUGCCCAGACCAGAAGCCUGAGGCCACCUGGGACAAACUGAGUCGCAGGCAUGCCACAGCCAAUCCACAUACCAGUGUUUCUCACUAUGAGCCACUCAGAGCUUGA
Molecule: messenger RNA, 1059 nt
Organism: Chinchilla lanigera (long-tailed chinchilla)
Lineage: Eukaryota; Metazoa; Chordata; Mammalia; Rodentia; Chinchillidae
Exons: 4
Coding region: 1-1059 (352 amino acids)
Source: RefSeq, a predicted model, not a curated record